AUGGAGAACAAACGGGCAAACGAAGAUGAUGAAAUCGUGGAACAAGCAAGGCUUAGUGAACCAAAUUGGAGCGAGCGAGUGGAGGAUCUCGUCGCAGACGGAGACGUCACGGCGGCGAUCUCUUUUCUCGAGUCUUUGGUGACCAAUCUUCACUCGCGGUUCGGUUUUUCUUCCUCCUCCGGCGAUACUCAAGGCGGCAAUAGAACGGAGUUUGGGCUUCAGUUAGCAGCCGCUCUCACCCAAUUGGCCGAUCUCUACUCUUCUCAGGGACUCUCCCUCAAAUCCGAUGAGCUUCGCACUCGUUCUUCCCUCAUCAAGCAACGAGCGCUGGAUUUAGAUCUUGCCUCAUCAAGAGAUUCCGGCGAUGCAGAGAAUCAAGCUGCUCCGCACAUUAUUGAUUCCAAUGGCGUCAACUCUGACCAAAAGGUCUCUCCUUCUGAAGGGAAAAUCCCAACGGAGAAUUCCACAGAAGCCUCUAGCAACAAUGCCGCUGCUCAUGAUUCUUCAGAUGAUGGUAUUGAUGGAGACUACUGUGAGUCGAGGUUUGAAGAUUCAGAAGAUAACGAUAUCUCUCGUGGUUCAGAGAAGACUGAUGAAUCACUGAAAUCCAAGUAUGGCACACGACAUGUCCUCGUACUUGCUGGAUUUUCUCCAAGUUUGAGGACUACUGAUUUGGAGAAGCUUUUUGAGGACUUCAAAUACAGUGGAAUUGUCAUUCGUUGGGUCAAUGAUACAACAGCACUUGCAGUCUUCAAAACCCCUUCAAUUGCUCUAGAGGCUUGCAAAAGUGUUCAAUGUUCAUUCACCAUACGUGUUCUCGAUGAUCAUGAUUCUCUUUUGGGCUCUAUUUCGGGAAAAGAUUUGGAACCGCCGUCUCAAAGACCAAAGACAUCAGCGAGAACAGCGCAACGGUUAAUUGCUCACAGCAUGGGAUUGAAACUCCCGGCUUCUGGAUUCGGGUCUAAAGAGCUACGAGACCAAGAAGCUGCCCGGAAAAACCGGAUUGUCUCCAGACAGAAACAACGGGACGAUGCUUGGGGAGAUGACUGA
Molecule: messenger RNA, 1050 nt
Organism: Thlaspi arvense
Lineage: Eukaryota; Viridiplantae; Streptophyta; Magnoliopsida; Brassicales; Brassicaceae
Source: the annotation of a GenBank genome assembly